AUGGGAGAAAGUAUGUAUAUAGAAGAAGCUCUUCAAGAUGUCUUAAAAGAGACGGAUCUAAUAAACUUCAAACGAAAACUCUGUGUGGAAUUACAGUUAUCACGUCUGGAGCAUUUUGAUCAUGUUACCGAUGAUGAAUUAAAAUCAUAUACGGGUAUAUCGCAACCUGCCAUUCGUCGUUUGCGAGUUGCAAUUGCGAAGAAAAAAAAAAGUAAAAAAUCAAAAGGGAUUUUUUCAUCUAUUGGAAAAAAAGAAAGUCGUGAAGUUACGAAGGUUCUCGUUCCAACUAUAGAUACAACAGAACUGUUGUGGACCUUUCCCGAAAAUGGUGGUACUUCGCUGAUUGUUAAAGAUGAGAUAAAAUUAAUGGAACGGCUAGGCGAAGGGUCAUUUGCGGUUGUUAAGCGUGCUUUGUGGACGCCGAAAACGGGACGAAAAUUAGAUGUUGCUGCCAAAAUUUUACGUGAUUCUACACCAGAAAUAAUUGAAGAUUUGCAGCGAGAAGUUACGAAUAUGCAAAAAUUAAAACAUCCAAAUUUAAUUCAGCUCUAUGGGAUUGUUUUUUCAAACCCAGCUAUGAUGGUGGUUGAAUUUUGUGAUGGUGGUGCGUUGAUUGACCGGUUGCGGUCAACUCAAAAGCCAGUGAUCCUGGUUUCAAUGUUGAUUGAUUAUGCGCAGCAAAUUGCGAAGGGUAUGGCUUAUUUGGAAUCAAAGAACUGUGUGCAUCGUGAUCUCGCAGCACGAAAUGUUUUGUUAACAAGCAGUGAACGUGUUGCUAAAAUAUGUGAUUUUGGUUUGAUGCGAGUACUGGAGAACAAUGAAAGACUUUAUGUUAUGUCAACACAGAAGAAAGUACCGUUUGCGUGGUGUCCACCAGAAUCCCUGAGGUAUCGACAGUUUUCACAUGCUUCUGAUGUGUGGUCUUUUGGUGUGACAUUAUGGGAGUUAUUUUCGUAUGGCGAAGAACCGUGGAUCGGUCUUCGUGGAGCUGAGGUACUCACGAAACUAGAAGCUGGUGAACGAUUAGCGAAACCACGAAGAUGUUCCGACGAAUUAUAUGAUUUCAUCUCUACAUGCUGGUCCUUAGAAACAAAUUUAAGGCCAAAAUUUAGUGUUUUAAAAGGCCUACUUUCCGAGAUCAUGUUUAUGGUAGCUGAAUGUCGCGAAGCUUCUGUACUGUCACGGGAUAUUGAUUUAGAAUUGGUUGUUAAUGAUCUUGUUAUCAUCAUUCAUGGAAGUGGUUUGAUUUGGUAUGGACAGAAUGUACGCACGCGGAAAUUUGGUUCAUUUUACCGUUCAUCAGUACAUUUGCGAAAUGAAGAAGGAAGUGCUGUACCGAUCAUUAAUCCGUUGCAGCAACAAAAUGGAAUAGAUACUUAUAUUUCUAAACCAGUACCAGGGUCAUUUAUACAUGCUGGACAUGGUGACAUAAAUGUUGAGCGGUCUUGGGGUCAACCGGAUUACAUCGAUGAUAUAUAUUUGAAAAACCCUAUUCUGAGGAACGAAGAAUCUGCUUGCGGAAGUGCCCAGAAACAUUUUGGACCAGAAAUAAUUCCUUCUCUCGUUGAUUUAAAACCACCUUUGUGGGUCCAAAAUGAAUCCAAAAAGAAUGGCAGUGAUUCAUAUAUCGAUCCAUUUGCACCGUUCACUACUUACUCUUUUGAUGGUGUGAACGACAAUGAAUCAUGCCAGCCUGGCGAUGGUAUGACGAAACUUUUAUCAUCCUCUUUGGCAUCAAAUUUUUAUGAUGAACCACCAUCGAUGUCACAUGCGCAGGAUAUAACGUAUUCGCCAUCCGGAGCUUCCCAUUUGCCAGAACCAACUAUAUCCAAUUUUGAUGUUUCGACUAAUACUCCGCUUGAUACAGCGACAACCGAUGAAAAGCAGUUUUCAUCUUUGCCACUUCGAUCAACAUCUGACGUUGCAUCAUGCAGCCAGAUGCAACGAUCAUCAUUUUCUGGUGCUGAUAUUACAAUGCAGACGUCGCUGCAGUCUCUCACAACUGUGCAGUCAUUUUCUGCUUCCCAGUUACCUUCUACGUCGCAGGAACAUUCCCAGUCUUCAUGUAAUUUGCAAAAUAAAUCAGAAGGAAAAUAUCAGAGUGAAAUUGAUAAAAAUCGGAUGCAGAACGGAAAAAUACCACCUCCAAGACCGAAACCACCAAACUUCAAACAGAUAACGGAGAAUAAUAUUCAGUGGAGCACGAGUUCUUUAGUAGCAAAAAAUGUGUCAGAUACUUCCACUUCACAUGACGCUAACCAAAAUGCGAAUCAAUCAACUUCCAUGCAUUCCGGAAUAGUUACAUCUAAUAAUACUUCGUAUAGCCAAGACAGUUUUGAUCCUUUCGAGAUUUCAAAGACUGUGAAAGACAUUGCCAGUAAAGGAGGUUACAGUCAACUGUUCAAAGAUCUUUCUACAUCUGCUAAAGCUGUUUCAUCUAUUUCGCUAAAUACAACUUAUCAGAUGGGACUGAAAGAAUCUCGUAGUCCUAAUAAGCUGUCAAGACCAUCAACAGUGUUACUUAACAAUGAGCAGUUAUCAAACAAUGUUUCUUAUUUUUCAUCGUCAUUAUCAGGAUUAGUGAAAUCUCCGCCCGAAAUAGGAACAUGCUACUACUGGCAACCAGGUGUUGCUGAAUCGUCCAUACCGCAGCGAUCUUCUUUGUCAUCAGCUUAUGGAAGUGUCCGAUUAAAUUCAAGUAAACCGACGGUAAGUGAAGCAUCUCUUUCUUCACAUGCAAACAAUAGCUCUCAUGUGAAUUCUUCGAAGCAAAGGAAUUCUUACUUAAGUGACGAAAUUUUGGGUAUGUUCGAUCCAUUAGUUGCGGAACGAGUAAUCCCUGGUUCCACUAAUGUCUCAGCUUCGUCGAUAUCGAACUCUGAUCGUGUUAACGCAGUUUUAAGAAACGCGGCUUUUGCGGACAGACGGCGAUGUGCAAUAAAACUGCAACGAUAUAACAAUAACAUUGAAAAAGCUGUGAUCGAAUUGAAAAUCGAGGAGUUAUUGUCGAUGGGUAUAGCACACGAUAGAGGUCAAGCAAUCAAUGCAUUACAAGAUUGCCGAUGGGAUCUUAAUGCAGCAGCAGCAGCAUUAAUAUCUUGA
Molecule: messenger RNA, 3102 nt
Organism: Cercopithifilaria johnstoni
Lineage: Eukaryota; Metazoa; Nematoda; Chromadorea; Rhabditida; Onchocercidae
Source: the annotation of a GenBank genome assembly